UUUACUGAUUAGACAGGUUAGAGAAAAUUGUCUUGGGCGUCUCUGAACUCGACAUCCUCUUUAAAGGGUCGUUGCCCCGAACUAAACGACUGAAAUAACAAAACUACUCUAAAACGUAGAAUGAGCAUUCGUGACCUCAACUAUUUACUAUUUAUUAUGUAAUAUCAAAAUUACAGUUUGUGAUCCGUGGCUUCCUUAUCUCAGCUCCCUUUACAUGCUGGUUAUAGUUUGUGUGUACAUUGUUUAGUUUUAGUUAUAUUGUCUAUGUAAUUUUAUAUAUCUGUUUAUUCAUGUCUGUUUAUAAGACAAGAGCUAUUUUUUCUCUGAACAUCAUGCUGAGAGCUACCAUAGGACACAAAUUGUAAAUUAAAUUCUGUUUACCUAUUUUAUAUGCAAAUACACGUUAAUUAUAGCAGCAUUUUUAAAGACACCUAAUGCAGUUCCUUUCUUUGUGAACAGAUUUUCCUCCAAAAAAACGUGCUAUUUUUUUGUAUUAAAAAAUAUAUAUUAUUAUAUUUCCUAUCCUAUUCAACAAUGUAGACAUCGUCUCACAUGCAAGGCCACACAGGUAAGAAGACUUUCCCAUGUGCGACCUGUGGAAAAACUUUCUCUACAAAAGUUAUGCUAACUAUUCACAUGAGGAUUCAUACAGGAGAGAAGCCUUUCACAUGUGUUGCUUGCAGAAAACAUUUCACUCAAAAAAGCAAUUUAGCUACUCAUAUGAGAAUUCACACAGGGGAGAAGCCUUACUUAUGUAGAAUCUGUGGAAGUCAUUUGUCGACCAAAGAUAGUUUAGCUUCUCACAUGAGGAUUCACAAAGGUGAGAAGCCUUUCUCAUGUGAAAUCUGUGGAAAAAGGUUCACCAACAGACAGAGUUUACCUAUUCACAUGAGAACUCACACAGAGGAGAAGCCUUUCUCCUGUAUAACUUGUGGAAAAAGUUUCACUCAAAAAGGUCAUUUGACUGAUUACAUUAAAGGUCACACAGGUGAAAAGCCUUUCACAUGUACCACUUGUGGAAAGAGUUUUAGGGAAAGAAGGGGUUUGACUGCUCAUAUAAGAAGUCACACAGGCGAGAGGCCUUUCUCAUGUGAAAUCUGUGGAAAAAGGUUCACCAACAGAAAGAGUUUACCUAUUCACAUGAGAAUACACAUGUGAGAUGGAAUUAUGUGAACCUCAAAUAUCAAGUUGCUCUUGAAAUCUUUCUGAUUAUAAUAUGGCCACAAAGUAUGUAUAAGGUUGACCAAAUCUUAAUCAGACCUGAGAUGUUUUACUUUUUUAAGUAUCUUCAUUGAUAGCAUCCUUGUUAAAGCUAUUCUAAAUUGUAAAGUUCUUUUUACCUAUUUUUUUG
Molecule: messenger RNA, 1351 nt
Organism: Poecilia reticulata (guppy)
Lineage: Eukaryota; Metazoa; Chordata; Actinopteri; Cyprinodontiformes; Poeciliidae
Source: RefSeq, a predicted model, not a curated record